AUGGUUAGAACUCCUUGCUGCGACAAACAGAAUGUGAAGAGGGGUCUUUGGACUGCCAAUGAAGACGCGAAGAUGCUUGCAUACGUGUCUAAGCAUGGAACCGGUAACUGGACAGCCGUUUCAAAAAAAGCAGGUCUUAGGAGAUGUGGAAAGAGUUGCAGGCUAAGGUGGACUAAUUACCUGAGGCCUGAUCUGAGGCAUGAGAGCUUCACCCCACAAGAAGAGGAGAUGAUUAUUAGGCUUCAUGCAACCUUUGGCAGCCGGUGGUCUAUAAUAGCCCAACAACUUCCAGGGAGAACAGAUAAUGACGUGAAGAACUGCUGGAACACAAAGCUUCGAAAGAAGCUCUCCGAAAUGGGAAUUGAUCCAGUUACUCAUAAGCCCUUCUCCCAAAUCCUAGCCGAUUAUGGAAACAUCGGUGGCCUCCCAAAUGCCGGAACCCCAAUAGGAUCUCUCAAUAGAGACUUGAAGAAUGCAUUGAUGUUGAGAUCAGAACAAUCACCGGUCCAGCCAGAAGGUUUUCCAAACUUCAACAGCCAUUUGAUGGCAACAGCAAUAACAUCGUCACCCAUAACAGAUCCAAACCAGCCUAUCUUCUUGAGCAACAACCACAACUAUGAUAGGUCUAUGGACCUUCUUGCUGAGCUUCAAGCCAUAACACUCGCCACAAAAGCCUCAAACCGAGCCAACCAUAAAGCCAUUUCACCCCAGUUCUGUGGUGAUCACAGCUAUUCUUCAUCAUCAGCAUCGUCUUCUUCAUCGACUGUGAACCAAGUGAAGUCCCCCCUAAGCUUUAGCUGGCGCGAUUUUCUUCUUGAAGAUGCAUUGCUACCACCUGCUAAUGCACAAGAACAAGAAAAUAAAGUGGAGCUUUCAUCCAAUGGCUCCUCAAGCCAGACAAAUAAUGAGAUACUCCAAAGUGACGAUGCAACGAGAAAAGGAAAAAGUACUUGUAAUGCAGUUGAAGAAAAGGAUUACACUAAAUUCCCGAAAAACAGCUUUAAAGCUUCAUCGUCUUCUGAUUGUUCAUUUGUGGAAGCCAUGCUAGAUCAGCAGAAUCAUGACAUGCUGCUGGAGUUCCCUGCCCUUUUUGAAGACUCAUUCUUCUAUUAAGUUGCCACCAAAAUGGAGGCCUAUAUGAGUACUAGUCAUUGUUGAUAACAAAAUUAGAAUAAGGACUCUAAAAAAUCUCCUAUUAUGAUAGAGUUAUCAGUUUGUGUUACUUUAUAGUAGAUACGUUGUAUGACUGGAUAAUUUUCAUCAACCAAAAGGUGGACUUCGUAUAUAUUCAUCUACUU
This is a messenger RNA of Cornus florida, 1298 nucleotides long. Its product is annotated as transcription factor MYB35-like. The transcript has 3 exons. The record is from RefSeq and is a predicted model, not a curated record. Lineage: Eukaryota; Viridiplantae; Streptophyta; Magnoliopsida; Cornales; Cornaceae. Bases 1 to 1113 code for a protein of 370 amino acids.